AUGUACUACACGAAUUGGACACUGGAUGCCAAAGAAAAGACUGUGGCUCUGCAGGAGCGGACGGAUGUGACACACCACGUGGAAGGAGGUAUGGGCAAUAUCAUUCGUCGUAUUAUUGAUGACGAGGGGCAAAGUGUGACUGCUGCUUCGGAGCUCGAGAAGGUCGUUCCUCGGUUCUUCAAAGCACGUGGAGAGCCGGCACAGCCAACGACAGCUUGGGCUUUGGUCAUGCGUGGAAGGCAAAAACGGAACAAAGACAUCAAAACGAAGCGGAUCCUCGGCAAGAACAUCCUCAAAUCGGAAAAAGGAAAGAACAUGCAUGAAGCGUUGUGGGAUCGUCUAUGGCAAAGUAACCCACCUCAGUGGAGCACAUAUGUGUCGACAGCAAUUGCAGAGGGAGCCAGCUUGCAUCGAGUUCUCAGUGGAGGAGGCGGCUGGGGAAAAAAGGCAGGUUUAUUGUCGCUUGAUCCAGUGCCUGUGAGCGAAGAAGUACCCAUUCGCAUGGAAGAUGCAACUAGCGGAUUUGAGGGUCCGGGCGAUUUCUCCACAGCCCUGACGCCAGUGGUGCGCGACGGUGACGCUAUACAAUUCUUCAUCGCGCCUGCUCCGGCAAGUGAAGUGGACGGAGACAAAGCCUUGGAAAACCUGAAGUCACUACCAAAGCAGAGAGCUCCAGGCUGGGAGCUUGGUGUAAUCCCUAGCACGGUCGACUCUUUUCCAGGCGGUUCAUGGCAGCACGUUGGAGCUGAUUCCGAAUACAUUGCUGUGUUCAGAAACAGCUUCGGUGCUCUAUCCGAAGGUGGCCUGACACUCACUCGGCGCCGUGGUCAGAACCGAAGAGAUCCGUUGUAUCCUUUUGGAACAACUACAAUCGAUGCACCAUAUUCGCGUUUGUGGAGUGUCGAGCUGGCAGAUAAGGAGAUCUCGAACAAUGAUUUCAUCGUUAUCCUGUCAUGCCCGGAGAGGUGCGGAUUCACCUGGUUCCUUAGCAAAUCUGGUGAUGGAAACGGCCCCGAGAUGGAAACUUCAAUUGCGGAGAAGCCUGUCGCAAACUUGCAGCAAGAGCAAACAGCCAGAGAAAAGCACCGACCUGGUGUACUCAGGCAACGGCAACGUGUGGUUACUUUCUCCGAGUUCCUGCACAGGACAUCGAGUACCAUGGAUGAAAACAAGCACUUGGCUGAUGGAAGCCUUCUAGAUGGAUCUGGAGUCGUUUUAAGUCUUGAGAGGCAAGUAAACGAUUUGGAUGCUAGCACAUCUGCUCUCCGAAACGAUCUGCGGACAGCGCUGGCUGCACUGGACCAGCUCGAAUGGAUCAUACGCGCUGCGAACAAAAAUGCAUUCCAAAUAUACAGCAUUCAUCUUACUCUGCGCCUACGCCUUCUUACGAUGGUAAGAUCCCGACAGCGAAGAGCAGACAGGCCGGGCAGAGCCCCCUUCUAUAUGCACAUUCCGCUUCUGGAAGCGCACAUUGCGCAACUACAAGCCUUUGACGAAGUGCUCUUCGCCCCCGGCACGAAUACGACCUCAGAGCAGAUUCGCAAGAGCCUCAGUGAACAAGUACAUCAGCACCCGGUGCAGCAAUACCUCACGAGGCGCGCUUGGCUCCAGACUGCCAGAAACAUCACAAACGCUUCCCAGCAAGCCUCCAGCAAGCUCAAGAUCCGUCACCACUUGACAUAUGCCGGUGAAAGCAAAGCUGAGACAACGUCCUGCCAAUCGUGCGCGCAUAAGGCGGCACUACGCAUCGCGUCUGCGCGUCAAGAAGUACGCGAGUAUCCGGCCGCGACAAAGGAACAGCAGUAG
This is a messenger RNA of Parastagonospora nodorum SN15, 1806 nucleotides long. RefSeq lists its product as hypothetical. The transcript has 4 exons. The record is from RefSeq and is a predicted model, not a curated record. Bases 1 to 1806 code for a protein of 601 amino acids. NCBI's taxonomy places the organism in Eukaryota, Fungi, Ascomycota, Dothideomycetes, Pleosporales, Phaeosphaeriaceae.